GCUGUUGAUUUGCACACCUGUUCGGAUUGCCUGCGGCUGACCAGACGUCUGUGAACUGCGACUGAUCUGUACCUGAUCCUGCUGACCUGUGGCUGAUCCAGUUGACUUUUGGCUGAUCCUGCUGACCUGCGGCUGAUACCCCAAUACCCUGUCUUGUCUCUGUUCUACCUAUUGUCUCUGCCUUCCUUCUGUCUAAGCCCCAUAAUUCGCUGAACCCAUUUCAGAUCGACAUGCCGAAAAAGGGCAGGAGAUCACAGUCCGUGAAGUUGUCCUGGGAGCGACGUGCUAAAACACGUAGCUCCCAAGCACCUCUUCCACCUUCUGCUGAUAUCUCUGCCCGGCAUGAGCGUGCUGUUGAAGCAACUGACAGACUUACAAAUGAUUUGCAAAUGAACAACUAUGAUACAAACGACAAGCAAAUGAUAACAAACGAUAUACUACACUCUGAGAAGAAGAUCGCUGCUGAUGUUUCCAUUGAUGUAACGGUACCAGUGCAACAGGAUUUGGUAAUGUACGUGAUGGCAACUCACAGCCAAGACCAUCCGAGAUACGGCCAAUCCAGAAACAGUCAAUGUGUGGCUAAUUCUGUAACGUUUUUGGCUUUCCUGCAGGAUAUAAAUAACUUGACUACGUCUGACCUGGAUGCUGUUCUCAGUGUGGGUAAUGAACUGUAUACAUGUACUGUGGCUGCAUUGAAAGCCCGAGGAUGCUUUCUAAACAGUUUUUUGACGGUUGAUGAACUUCCAGAGAUUGUAAGCAGUUCCACAAAACAGCAUGUGUUAAUUAGGAGUAUGUCAAUGUGUGGGUUUUUCACCUCUUUCCAUGGAGAUGCGCUCUUUCUGAACCUUUGUGACAGACUUGAGUGCUUGACAUCUGAGGUCUGUUGUGCUCUUCUGAUUAUGCAGACGACGUGCAUUGCUGUUUUCCGUGACCGCCAAGGCAAGUACGGAUAUUUUGAUCCCCACUCUAGAGGACGAGAUGGCCUCCCUGCUCCCAAUGGCACAGCUGUCAUGAUGCUUUUCGUGCGUCUGAAUGACCUUAGAAAUAAAUUGACAGAGCUCUACACGCGUUUGGAAUGUACCUGUAAUUCUCAGUAUGAGCUUGUACCGGUUCAGUUUGAACCUAUUGAUGUUCCUACAAAUGACAUUGAGAUGGUGCCAUGUACUUCAUUGCAAUCUGUGCUGGGAGAUGUUGACGACGACGGUGUAAGCAAAGCUGUUUCCGAGACUUCAUAUUUGGAGAUGAGUGAUUCUACAACACCUGCUGGCGAACAACGUCACUGCGACGAGUUGAUCGAUGAGGAUGGCGAAGUGGUUUCUUGGACUACAGGUAAAGAGCUCCAACGCUUGUCAAAAAUUCCGAAAUCAAGUAGGAGAAAAUUUCUAAGACGAAUGAAGAAACAGGAAAGUUUGAAUGCUAAAUCUGAACAAAGACUUACAAAACAGGAACUAAAGAGAAUAAAUAAAAAUCUGAGAAAUAAGGAAAGGUACAGUCAAAAUUUAGAGACAAGACAGAGGAAGAGGUGUUAUGUUACAAUGCGUUAUCAGCAAGACGUACAUUUUCGCGCGAAACAAAGGUCGUAUUAUACACAGCGUUGUAAGACUGAUCAUAUCUUUAAGAAGAAAAAUCAUUCCCGCUUCUUACUUCGUUAUAAGACGGAUAAUUGUUUUCGAAUGGGACGAUGCACCUACAGAACGCAACGCUACCGUGACGACCCUGAGUUUAAUGCAAGGCAACGUUCCUACGUAAUGCAACGUUACCAUGACGACCCUGAGUUUAACGCAAGGCAACGUUCCUACGUAAAGCAACGUUACCGUGACGACCCUGAGUUUAACGCAGUGCUUCUCAAAUAGUGGGGCGCGCCCCCCUUGGGGGGCGCGGUGCUAUUCCUGGGGGGGCGCGUGUGACCCUGGGGAACAGGCUUUUUUUUGGCAGUACUAGAAUAAAGUGUAAUUGCGCGUUUACUACAGCAGGGGGCAGUGGCGCUCUCAUUGUUACUUCUGUCACGUUUGCGACAGUGCAACAUUUUACGACUUACAAGACAAGUUAGGAUAGUCACGGUGGGGAGGGGGGGCGCGAAUAGUUUUCUUCUUGCUAGGGGGGGGCGUAACAGAAAAUAA
Molecule: messenger RNA, 2120 nt
Organism: Syngnathus typhle (broad-nosed pipefish)
Lineage: Eukaryota; Metazoa; Chordata; Actinopteri; Syngnathiformes; Syngnathidae
Exons: 2
Coding region: 231-1853 (540 amino acids)
Source: RefSeq, a predicted model, not a curated record